Molecule: messenger RNA, 2041 nt
Organism: Amphimedon queenslandica
Lineage: Eukaryota; Metazoa; Porifera; Demospongiae; Haplosclerida; Niphatidae
Exons: 11
Coding region: 320-2041 (573 amino acids)
Biological process (GO): signal transduction
Molecular function (GO): protein binding
Source: RefSeq, a predicted model, not a curated record
AAUCACGUGUAUGCCCCUUCAGCUUCUUAAUCAAGGGGGUGUCACUUGCAUAUAGUCCGUACUUUGAUCAAGAUAAAAACACCUUUGACACCUUGAUCUACAAACUUGAUGCUUGAUUUUGAUCCCCUCACGUGCGUGCACAGCUAAUUAAAAAUUCAGAGAUCUGCAUAAUCAAAGAUAUACGGAAAAUGUACAUGUCUUGAUGUACGAUCCCUUAAUCUCAACUGGUUUCAGUGCUGCUUCUUUAAUGUAUUGAUUUUUACUUGAUCGCUGUCGCAAGUGUAACUACAGGUUAUAUGCAAGUGUCACCCCCUUGUUAAUGGCUUCUAUGUUUUCUUCUUGUCGUUCUCUCUCUUCUGUUGUACCAUAUGACCCUCCAAAUCAACUGAAAAUUACUGAUCUUCCUGAGGUACUUGAUUUACUCAGAAACCAUGGUUAUUUAGGAACCAGCUAUGAUAUUCUUGGUUUUUGUCUUGGACUCUCCUCUACUACACUAGAUGUUAUUAGAAAUAACAAUAGUGAUGAUACUGAGAGUUGCCUACGUGAGUGUCUCAAGGCAUGGUUACUGAAAGCUGAUAAUCUAGAGUGGACUAAAGGUAAUCCUACGAUCUAUUCAUUGGUAUCAGCAUUGAGGGAAUUAGGAGAGAAUGGAGUAGCUGAUGGAAUAGAUAUGGCGAUGCAUCCUGCUUGUAAAAUAGUUGCUCGAUAUACCUCAAACCAAUCUCUACUGUCUGUAUUACCUCAGUUGGAUAUAUAUUUGUAUGAAGCAAAGCUAAUAAAAGGGGCAAUCAUCCCACGUAAUAGACAAGGAGAAGCACUACUGGGUCGAAUAAAGGAAGCUAUCUGUGUUGAUUAUAGAAAACUUGAGGCAUUUGCUGAUAUUUUAUGUCAAGACCCUGUCACUGCUGAGAUAGGAAAUGCUAUUAUGAGAGACUACAGAGAGCUUGAUGGAAGUGAUGAUUCAAUUGAAGAAUGUGUAGAUAAUAAAAAUGUUGAAAUGCUGAUGCAUGUAAUUUAUUUUUCUGUGAGUAUCACUUCAGAGUUCAAGUUGAUGAGAUUAAAGUUUGGGCAAACAUUCUUUAAAGUUGGAUCAAUCAUGAUGAACAGCCCUCAGUCUCCAACGCUUGAUAAUAUCAAAUAUGUUUUGGGUAUAUACAAUAGUGCAUUGAGGCCUCAGCUAGUUCAUUUUAAAGAUAUACGUGACGUUCUACAAUUAGUUAGUGAUAACAGUUCACUGGAUGAUAUUAGUAUGCUGGAGUAUCUUGUUGAUGAGUCUAAUUUAGAGGAGGCUCAGGUAGUUAUUAAGAAAUAUAAAGAAGCUAUUGAGGAGUUUAAGGAAAUAAAAUUUAUUCCAUUUUUGAGAGAAAAGUUUCCAAUUGCCGUGCCAUUUGAGUUUACCAUUAUUGUUGAUGAAGACGCUGACAAGUCAAUGCUUAACGAUGUCAAGAGACUGUCAUCAGCUAUAUUUGAAAAGGCACCACAACAUAUCAGAAUAAAUGUCAUUAGAGGCUUUAGUCUUCAAAGUAAAGAUACCACACUAACAACUGAAGUACGAGCAGGAACAACAGAGUCAGUGAGCCAUUCUUACCAGGAGGAGGAGGAAGACGAAAAAGAUGAGGAAAAGCAACUGGAGGAAGAAAAGGAACUUCAUGAAGAAGAGAAACUAAUUUAUGAACAAGUUAUAAAGGAAUCUGAAGAGAAAAUAGCAACACUUAUUGAACUACAGGAGAAAGUUACUGGAGGCUUGAAACAGACUCAGAUCAAAGCAGAAGAAUAUGAAGAAUCAAGAUCAGAAUUACAGAAUGAAAUUCAAAAGAUUAAAAAUAAAAGGGGAAUAUUUCAAAAAUUACAGAGUGAAAUACAAAAGUUUAAAAAUGAAAGCAAAACAUUUCAAAAACAAAGGAAAGCAUUGAUACUGGAGAAUGAAAGAUUAAGGUCAUUACUUAAAGAUCAUAAUGUACCAGUACAACAGAAAGAAGAGACUGAGAUAUUACAAGAGACUGAGACUGUACAUACAUGUACUUAUAUCAGUAAAGGUUAG